Molecule: messenger RNA, 789 nt
Organism: Miscanthus lutarioriparius
Lineage: Eukaryota; Viridiplantae; Streptophyta; Magnoliopsida; Poales; Poaceae
Source: the annotation of a GenBank genome assembly
AUGGCUUCUUGCUCCUCCGUCCUCGCCGCACCAUCGCUCUCGGCCUCGGCGCCGUCCAGCCGUCGGCGCGCGAGUACGGUUGUAUGUCUCCAGGGUGGUCGUCGCGGCAGGGUCGCGUCCUGCGGCGUGCGGUGUAGCGCCGGCGGGCAGGGCGGGGUCAAGGUCCCUGCGAAGCUGUCGGAGCUGUGGGCGGCGGCGAAGGGCGCGCCUCCUCUGGCCGUGCUCGCGGGUGUGGCGGCGGCGGCGGCGGCGGCCAUCUACAAGGUUGGGUCCAGUCUCCUUACGCCGCGCCAUCCCGCGCCUCGUCGGCUGGAGACCCAGACGGCCCCGCCGCCUCCAGUCCCAGAGCCGGUGCAGGUGGGUGAGAUACCGGAGGAGGAGCUGCUGCAGUACGACGGGUCUGACCCCGAUAAGCCGCUCCUGAUGGCCAUCAAGGGGCAGAUCUAUGACGUCUCACAGAGCAGGAUGUUCUAUGGACCUGGCGGAGCAUAUGCGUUAUUUGCUGGUAAAGAUGCCAGUAGGGCAUUGGCCAAAAUGUCCUUUGAACCACAGGAUCUGAACGGUGAUAUAUCUGGCCUAACGCCAAUGGAGCUUGGUUCCUUGAAUGACUGGGAGUACAAGUUCACCAGCAAGUAUGUGAAGGUAGGAACCAUAAGAAGAGCAGCGCCUGCUGAAGAGGUUUAUGGCAGCAUUUCGCCUGAAAUAAGGGAAGAAGUUACUGUGCCUGUGGUUGAGGCUGAGCGUGAGCCUGAGCCCGAGCCCGAGCCGCAUGAUGACGAUACACCAUGA